AUGAUGAUGCUGAUGCUAACUAACCCCCUUCUCAAGAAUUUCGCCCAGACAGGUGGUCUUGUGCACCUGCCUGGACGUUUUCUCGAGGCCACCCCUGAGUGUACUGAGUGGAUGUCGCAAAAAUCCAGCAGAAAGAGCAGUUCCGAGACCGCGCCGACUGCGUCCUCCGUGACCUCCCAACAACUUUACACUGGACAUCCGGGGCUCGGAAGAGCGGUCUACGAGGAGGUUCAUGUAGCUCGGCUUCUUCGGGGCAAAAAUGGAUUUGGCUUCGCGAUUAUGGACAAGAGUUUUACCAACGAGCCUGGUAUUUACAUAAAACAACUGGUUGAAAACGGUCCCGCCAUGCUGAAUGGCACCCUUCGAGCUGGCGACCGUAUCAUCCGGGUGGAUUGGCACGACGCUUUGCAUGCCAACUACGAGUCCGUCCUCGAAUGGCUCCGUUCUGCAAGGCAUCAGGUCAGUUGA
Dibothriocephalus latus is the source of this 468-nucleotide messenger RNA. The record is from the annotation of a GenBank genome assembly. Lineage: Eukaryota; Metazoa; Platyhelminthes; Cestoda; Diphyllobothriidea; Diphyllobothriidae.